GAUCUCUUUGCUUAGCCUCCCUCUCAUUGCGGCUCCGCUUUGCUCGCCGACCUCAGCGCAACGGCGGCGACGAUGCAACCGGUAGGUGGCGUAGAUCCACGGAGAACACCUCCACUCCCACCACAGGCUUGGGCUACGGUUCGCUAUCCGGCGCCGGCGAUGGUGAUGCCGCAUCCCAUGAUGGCGCCGCCACCUCCGCCCCCCUACGGCCAUGCUUUCGUACCCUACCACCAGCCCCCGACGCCCCCUCCUUCGCUCCCGUCGAAAUCGAACCGAUACCAGCAGGGUGGGGAAGCUGCCGCGGACGACGAGAAGCGGACGAUCUGGGUGGGGGACCUCCAGUACUGGAUGGAUGAGAACUAUCUCCACAGCUGCUUCGGCCACACCGGUGAGGUUGUAUCCAUAAAAGUUAUUCGCAAUAAGCAGACUGGACAAUCAGAGGGUUAUGGUUUUGUGGAGUUUCAUUCACAUGCAACUGCUGAUAAAGUACUUCAGAAUUUUGGCAGUCAUCUUAUGCCAAACACAGAUCAGCCAUUCCGACUAAAUUGGGCAUCAUUUAGCAUGGGUGAUAAGCGUUCAGAUAUUGCUUCUGAUCACUCUAUUUUUGUAGGAGAUUUAGCUUCUGAUGUUACAGAUAUACUUCUGCAUGAAACCUUUUCUACUAAAUACUCUUCAGUAAAAGGGGCAAAAGUAGUUGUUGAUGCAAAUACUGGACGUUCAAAAGGUUAUGGGUUUGUUAGAUUUGGAGAUGAGAACGAAAAAAAGCUUGCCAUUACUGAGAUGAAUGGUGUUUAUUGUUCUACUAGGCCGAUGCGCAUUGGCCUUGCUACUCCUAGAAAAUCUUCUGGAGGUUUUGGGCCAAAUGGUGCAUCUUCAGCUGGGUCCCAAUUAGAUGUUGAUUCAGCUAAUACAACAGUAUUUGUUGGAGGGCUGGAUCCAGAUGUCAGUGAAGACGAUUUAAAAGAAGCCUUUUCUCAGUAUGGAGAGGUUGCCUCUGUUAAAAUUCCUGUGGGAAAACAAUGUGGUUUUGUCCUUUUUGUCCACAGAAACAAUGCUGAAGAAGCAAUGCAGCAAUUAAAUGGUACAGCUAUCGGCAAGCAAACAGUUCGUCUAUCAUGGGGUCGCAACCCUGCUAAUAAACAGUCAAGAGCUGAACGAGGCAAGAGGUGGAAUGGUGCCUACUAUGGGGGGCAGACUUACGACGGAUACAGCUUACCUCCUCACUACCCGGGUAUGUAUGCCGUGCCAUAUGGUGCUUACACAUUCUAUGGAAGCCAACAGCAAGUGAAUUGAGAAGAAUACUUCCUGCUGAUUCUUCAAAGGAAAGUGCAGGUAAAGCUGUGACCCUAGUUGGUGAGUUAGUCAAAACAAUCCUGUUGUGUGGUGUGCGAACUUGAGCACUUAAAAAAGUUUUCAACUCGAGAUUCUCACGAGAUUUUGUCCCAGGUCAUAAUUAAAUUUGACUCCUAUUUGUGUGGAAGUGUAUGCCAAUUGAUUGAUAGAUAAUGUGCUAGUUUAAGGAACAUUGUUCCUGAAACAAGUAAACAUCAACUAUUUAAUACAUGGAGUCUAUCAUUACUUGAA
Messenger RNA from Zingiber officinale, 1584 nucleotides. Its product is annotated as polyadenylate-binding protein RBP47-like. Gene Ontology annotation, molecular function: mRNA binding. The record is from RefSeq and is a predicted model, not a curated record. The transcript has 6 exons. The coding region runs from base 73 to 1293 and encodes 406 amino acids. Gene Ontology annotation, cellular component: cytosol. NCBI's taxonomy places the organism in Eukaryota, Viridiplantae, Streptophyta, Magnoliopsida, Zingiberales, Zingiberaceae.